Molecule: messenger RNA, 330 nt
Organism: Symbiodinium sp. CCMP2456
Lineage: Eukaryota; Dinophyceae; Suessiales; Symbiodiniaceae
Source: the annotation of a GenBank genome assembly
AUGGAGGCGGGGCAGCCCUUGAAGUCAAGUGCUCCUGCUUGGGGCAAGAAGCGCACAAAAAGGUAUUUGGAAACAGUGUGGCCGCGGAGCUAUUGGAACACGGGACCUGUGCGUUUCGAGCCGCGAUGCUACCGGUCAUCAUUGCCACCCAGGACAGGCAAAAGUCGCCGUCCAGCUCGGGUGCGCACUGCAUGGGAGGACGACAUGAUGCCAAAAAGCGAAGCUGGAGCAGUUCCGGCCCAGGUCAGUCCUGCAACGGUGGUGCCUCUGGAGACCGAGUCCCAAAGUGAGUCCGGCAGCUCACAGGAUUCUGGGUUCUUUAGGGUUUAG